AUGCCUCAUGGAGGAAUUUAUAAGGGAAUUGGCUCAUAUCCACCUUACAAAUGGGAAACCUCCGAAAGUGCCCAUGCAGCCAACCCAUUAGCCGCUAUGCCUCUGGAGUUGUUUACCCUCUGGCAGCAGUAUCCUUGGAAGCUUGGCACCUUCAUGUGUUGGUUGCGUGGUGUGGUACCUGAAGCAACAGCCUACGCAUCGAUCCUCACCAUCGUGACAUUCAGUACGGAACGAUACAUAGCAAUAUGCCACCCGAUUCGCCAGCAAACCAAAUCAAAACUAUCACGUGCUAUCCGCAAUAUUGGCAUCAUUUGGGUGUUCUCGGGAGCAAGCGCCCUUCCUUACGCUGUGUUCACUCGUGUAAACUACGUUAAAACGAAAGGAGGAGUCAUCAUUGAGGAAUCCGCCUGGUGUGGAUUUCCUUUCAAUGAUCCUGAUCGCAGUUGGGAAACAUUAAUGUUGUGUUCCACUUUCCUCUUCUUCGUGGCUCCAAUCUCGCUGAUCACUGCACUCUAUGUGAGGAUCGCUCUGGCACUCCACCAAUCACGGAAUCUUCACCGUUCCACAUCGGAGAGCGCUCAGUGCCGGGCUGAAAGGGAACGCUCCAAGGCCCGAUCCAGAAGAAUGGUUGUUAGGAUGUUAGUGGCUGUAGUCAUCGCCUUCUUCGUGUGCUGGGCACCUUUUCAUGCCCAAAGGCUGCUCUUCCUCUACGUCUCAUUGUACAGCACUUGGACGGACACAUUGAGACUCAUCAAUCAGAACCUCUUCACUUUAGCAGGUUGCUUUUACUACUUCAAUUCGACCAUCAACCCCAUCUUGUACAGCGUGAUGUCUAACCGUUUCCGUGUGGCAUUCCGUGAAAAGCUUUGCGCCGGUCCACCUUCCUUAUGGUGUAUCUGCUGCUGUUUCUUCUGUUGCGUGAGGGACUUCGAGAAACGCAGCCAACAGACCCCAGCAAUUUACAGAAAUUCCAAUUCGCACAGCUCUGUACGAUCUUACGUCAGCUACAACCAGAACAAAAUGGCGGGUGUCAACAACAACAAUGUUGGCGGAGCAGCUCUUUUACCCAGACCACGCAGUAUGGCCGUUAAUUAUAAUGAAAAAUGUGGCGUCGUCACGACCUGGGUGAACAAUGAAAUGGACAUGGAUAAAAAAGUAGUCCGAUCGCCUAGCAGUUCUAGUCCCAGCAGUAGGAAAUACGGUCGUACUUUAACCGUCUCACCUCCUUUGACGCAUCGGCAUGUGGUCCGGAUUGAGUCCGGUUAUAGCCACAGCAGCGGAAGAUCUUCUUCUAAAUCUAGUGACAACAAAGUGGUGGAAUCUAGUUCCUCCGGCAAAGAGGAGGAUCCGGAAGAAGGCCAAGAACUCGACCUCGAAGUAGAAUUGGAUGAAGCGAUUCGACCAGAGUUAGACAAGCUAGAAGAAGCUGAUAAGAAUGAUUGCGUUAAUUGUACUAAUUGUACUCUUAUCUUCCCACCCAAAAGCAGAAAUGCUCCUGUCUGUUACGAAACAAUAGAUAGAACUUCCACAACAGAAGUAUCUCAGUCUGAUCAGAACGCCCCAAUGCUACCAGCACAAAUUGCAUCUAUCGUAUAAAUGGAGAUGAAAAUUAUUAUUAGAAAAUCAUUUUGACUGAUUUUCUUUAUAAGUAUCUGUUGAGCCAAUACGACCAAAGAACUUAUUAUUUCACAUCAUGUCUAGAACGAUGAGAAAAAUCAUUCUUUUUCACAGUUGAGUACACUGGUAUUCAAACCAGUUAUUCAAAAUACAAAGCAGAAAUAAUUAUUUGCACCAUGUACUGAUUCUUUAUAGGUACCAAGUUCAAUACGUCAAAUACAGGUUAAAAUAGCACCAGAAAUACAUUUUAAAACUUAUUAGUAACUAUUUAAAGUUUAAAGAAUAGCCAUCGAAUCGUAUUAUUUUUUUUAUCAGUUCAGAUAUCCGAAAUUAGUAGGAACUAAAUCACUAUAUUGCAAGACAUGAACUAUAUUUAAAAAUUUCUAAGAUCUCUUCUCACUCGUAUUUUCAAUGUUGGGAAUGUAAACCAACAAGAUUUCAAGUUUUGGGAAAGAUAUUCAGAAAGUCAUUGAUUAUUGCGAGAAUUAAGCAUUUUUUAAAAAUUUAUGAUAAUAGAAUUGAAAAAAAAAAUUCCCUCAAAAGUUGAGUGCUAAACAAUCCUGUGAAACAGCUUACAACGCAUAAAUUACAACGCAUAAAGAGUAAGCCUUUUCAAAAACAAGGAUAUAUAUAUAUAUAUAUAUUCCUUAAAAAAUCUUCGUUCAGUACAUAAAUUUUCGUGUAUUGUUAAAUUAGACAUCUACUUCAGCGUUGGCAAUAUUUAAG
Stegodyphus dumicola is the source of this 2343-nucleotide messenger RNA. RefSeq names its product neuromedin-U receptor 2-like. Gene Ontology annotation, molecular function: neuromedin U receptor activity. The record is from RefSeq and is a predicted model, not a curated record. Gene Ontology annotation, cellular component: plasma membrane. Lineage: Eukaryota; Metazoa; Arthropoda; Arachnida; Araneae; Eresidae. Gene Ontology annotation, biological process: neuropeptide signaling pathway.